CCCCAAAAUAUCAUUAGUACAUGGAGAUGAAAUCACAUAUCUCCCUAAAUGCAAUGAAAUCAAACUCAUGACCAGAUUCUUUCCCUUCUAUGUAUAGAUAGUUAACAUUCUCACAAUAUGUGAAAAGCAAAUCCGUAAUUGUCCAACACAUUUUGGUCCCUAUAAAAAGCCACCAACCAUAGCUCUCUGCAAAUCACCCACCAACAGGAAGAACCAUUCCGCCAUUCAAACACAAGUAUUCCCUCAUCCAGUCCCUCUGUUCUUCACAAUGAACACAUCAGUGAAAAACAUGAAUGUCACAGCCACAGUAGCUUUCAUGUUGGCACUGCUGAUCAUGGCGUCGUCCACAACCAGCACUGUGAGUGCUCAAGCUGCCGUGACAUGCCCUGGCGCCCUGCUUCAGCUGCUCCCCUGCCUUCCAUUCCUCACCAAGCAAGUUACCACUCCACCUGCACAAUGCUGCUCCAAUGUCAAGCUGAUGAACGACGAGGCCAACACCGCCGCGAUUCGUCAGCAGCUCUGCAAGUGCUUCAAGCCUGCUGCAAUCUCCUAUCAUGUCGAUCCUGCAGUCGCCAAGGCCCUCCCUGGCUUGUGCAGAGUCAGUGUCCCCGUCCCUAUCGAUCCCAAGAUCGACUGCAACACGAUUUCCUAGAUGUGAAAAAUGGAUGAAGUUGCGGAGCCAUGGAAAGGCGAUGGGCAUCCAUGGAUCUUGGACCAGAGUUUGCUAUGCAAAUUCUUGAGAUGGCGUUGAUGAUGAUACAUAAAACACAGUUCUUCGAUGGUUGAUUAGUGGAUACGCAGGGAAAGGAAGUCGGAAUAAAUAGAUAGCUUGCUUAAUUAAUAAAGACACAAAGUUGUGUUUUAUAUUAUGUGUUUCUUUUUUACAAUCGUUUUGCAAUGUCUUCACCUUCAUCUAGACAAAAUUUAAUUUGCAAUGUACUCGAUGUAUAACUCCAAAGUGUGGGUAUCAACUAUCAUUAAUAUCAUAUACCUAGCUAUUUUUGGUUCAACAUUAAUUAAUACAUACAAGCCUGACAUGAGAGUUACUAUUCAUUAGUGUUCAUACUCAUUCAAGUGCAAGUGAUGAAGUUCCAACCUCUUCUUUUACCCCACUCUCCAUUCUACAACAUUUGUGUUUAGUUAUUGUUCGCUAGGUUUCUGUCUAUGACUUUUUGCACAAAUCAUCGCCUUUACUCACCAUUUUGCAGCCCAUCUCGAAAUACUGUCGGCGGAAUCCUAAGUUGUUCCCCAAUCCCCACCAUCGUUUCCCAAGUCCGCUACCACGAGUUUUGUUUUAGGAUCGAGUUUCAUCCUCUUUAGUGUUUUUUCUUUCUUUUUUUCCUUUUUGUUGAUCAUGAUCACAAUUAAACCAAAUCCAUGAGACCUAAUUUGAUCCAGUCAAAGCGACUUGAAAACAAACAUUAACAUUUAUAAAUUGCUUUUUUCUUCUUCUUUUGGUUGGCAGCCUGGACCAAGUGUUAAUUUGUUAAAAAAUUGUUCAAAGCGAGUUGAACACGUUGUUGACCAGUUUUAGAUCGAAAGCGAAUUUUGUACGCUUUAUUGUUUUAUUUCUCAUUUUCCUUUUCGUGGAGAGUGACAAUUGAACUCUGACCCAUCGUUGACGCGUUUUGUAUCGAGAACGAGUUUUGUCUGCUUUUGCAAUUGACAGGUUGGGUAAAUUGUGAAUUUGUUAAAACUGGGUCAACCCUGUCAAAGCGAGUUGAACGCAGUGUUUGAGAGUUCGGGGUCAUGAGCGAGUUUUAUCCGCUUUAGUAUUUUUUUUUAUCUUUUUCCUUUUGUUUGAGAAUGACACUUGAGUCCAAACAUAUGGGUAUACAACCUAAUUCGACCCGACCAAAGCGACUUGAAGCCGAUUUUAUUUUAUUUGUUUUUGUAAUUGGCGUGUUGUGUCUGGUGUGAAUUUGUCCAAAACUCGGUCCAACCGGGUCAAAGCGAGUUGAACCUGGUGUUGACGAGUUUUGAGUCGGUAGCGAGUUUUAGCUUUAGUGGUUUUCAUUUCGCUUUUUUCUUUUGUUUGAGAAAGACAAUUAAACCCAAAUCCAUGGGUAUCCAACCUAAUUUGACCCAAUCAAUGCGAGUUGAACCUAUUCAAACCUGCAAUCAGUCCAAAAUUUCAUAAAGGAGAACUACGAUUACCUCAAACCCAAGAAAAAAAAACCAUACAAAUUGAAACAUCAACAUCAUGAAGAAGUUUAAACAUAAAUAAUCUAUUUGACAACCCCUCUACCUUAUGCAAGUUCAUCGACCAUAUGUUAUUGUAAAUAACAAACCUAUGAAAUAAGAUUACUUUCACUUUUGGAUCAACAUUAAAAUUAUUACUCUUUAAAAUAUUUCUUUUUGUAAUACGUGAAAGGAUAGCGAGUGGGCUUUUGCAUAAGAAAUAUGUUUUUAUACA
Molecule: messenger RNA, 2416 nt
Organism: Linum trigynum
Lineage: Eukaryota; Viridiplantae; Streptophyta; Magnoliopsida; Malpighiales; Linaceae
Source: the annotation of a GenBank genome assembly